CUGUAAUUAAGCUGGCAAAGCCAAGUGUAAUAUAAACAAAGAGAUUUGCAGAAAGCGUGACAGAAUGAGCGCAUUGACAGCAGUUUGGAGAAAAUGAGUGGAAAAUUGAUAUAAAGGGAAAAUUUUAAAAAAUUAGGAUAAUCAAAAGAAAUUAUUAAGAAAUGAAAUAUUUAAUUAGUUUAAAUAGUGCCGAAUUAAGAAUAGAAACACAAUAUUUUCUAAUAGGAAGUUAAAGUCACAUUAAUUAGUCAAAACGAAAAGUUUACACUCGUAAAAAUGGAUCAUCAAAAUGUUGGUUGUUGGGACUCGGUGUUAUUAGAGAAUGAGUCGGAAAAUUGCUUCAUCUCAAACUUACAGCAGAGAUUUAAACGGGAUUUUAUAUAUACUUAUGUUGGAUCACAUCUAAUAUCCCUAAAUCCGUUUUGUAAGCCAUCGACAAUAUUUUCUCCAGAUUUAAUUAAUUCAUAUGCGGAAAAAAGUUUAUUUCAAUUGCCUCCUCACAUAUAUUCGUUGACAAAUAAUGUUUAUAAAUCGUUACAAGAUAAUAAUGAGGAUCAAUGCAUUGUCAUGUUAGGUGAAUCGUCAAGUGGAAAGACAGAAAAUUGUCGUAUGAUUAUAAGAUUUCUAUCGAAAAUAUCGGGUAGAUUUAUGCCACUUCAACGUCAACGAAGCUCAAAUUCUAUUGGAAGUUACAAGAGCUGCUCUUCUCCAAAGUCUUCAAGUUCAACACCUAAACAUAAAUCAUCAACAUCAACACUUCAGCAUUCACACGAAAAAUCAACGAGUAGUUGUUUUAAAACAAUAGACGGAAGUGGAAGAAAUAAGAAAAUAUCUCGAGUAGAGUUCGAUUUUUCCAAGUGUAGUAGCGAUACGAACGAUAUAAUAGACGAUAGGCACGACCUGAUAAAAUAUUGUCCAAAACAUAAUUGCUGUAAUGUAUCGUCAUCAUCGUCGACCACAUCGAAUCCAAUUGAUAUACCGUCGUUGCCAAGACACAGAAAUAAUAAAACGACUUCUAAUUAUCACCCGCAUUAUCAUCAUUCGCAUCACCAUACAAAUGAACUUCCAGCUAUUUCGAAAAGUUUUACAAUAUAUGAGACUAUGAAUCGUGUUCAUAAUAGUAAAAAGGUGCCAAAUUGUCUUGAUCAUUAUCAGAGUAAUCCAACGGUAAAGGAAUCUGCCAGAUGUGAGAGUUUGGAUAGAAUUAAAAUUAACAAUCAUUCGGAUAAGAUUAAAUUGACAGAUUUAAGUAGUUCGUUUGACGAGACGAUUCAGCAGUUAUCAAAAUUACGUUCGUCUAAUGAAAGGAACUCCUCACCGUCGUCAACACAUGUUAGAGAUUCAUCCUAUAAUCGCAGUAAAAUUAAUUUGGAUAACUUUAAAAGUGCCAAACGAAAAGUGCCAAUCAAAAAUCUCAGAAAUUUCCAUUUAACAAGUCUAGAAAUCCAAACCAUGAAAGAACGAAUCGCACAAGCAGAAAUUUUCCUUGAAGCCAUGGGCAAUGCUUUAACAUUCAAAAAUCGUGACUCUAGUCGAUACUAUGAUAUACUCAAGGAUACAAACUCUGAUGAUGACGAUAAAUUUCAAUUUGCAUUUACGAAAAAAUCCUUAGAGAUUCUUGGAUUCACGGGCGAGGAGAUACUUUCAAUUUUCAAAAUCAUCGCUGUUAUUUUAAAAUUAGGCAAUUUAAAUUUUAUACCAAUUACGAAUAUUGAUGGCAGUGAGGGUUGUGAAAUUUCCAAUGAUUAUGAAAUUAGAGAUAUAUCACAAUUAUUAGAUAUAGAUGAACAAAUUUUGCUCAAUUGUCUCACAAAGUCAGGAUCAUCGUGGAUGCAAUUAGAAAAUGGAUCGGAACUGGAUGCAAUAAAUGCGGCACUUAUAAAUAAAGCUUUAUGUCGAACACUUUACGGACGUUUAUUUACCUACGUUGUUAGUCGAAUUAAUGAGUCAUUAAAGAUAAAGAAUCUUACAAAUCGAGGACGUAAUUUAGGCGUUUUAGAUUUUUUUGGAUUCGAGUCGCUUGAGAAGAAUGGCUUCGAGCAAUUUAACAUCAAUUAUUGUAAUGAGCGUAUUCAUCAGUCCUACAUUAAAAUCGUACUUAAAUCGCAACAAGAUUUAUACUUGAGGGAAGGAUUAGAUUGGACCAAAAUCGAUUUUUAUGAUAAUCAGCCAGUUUGUGAUCUCAUUGAUAAGCCUCCACAUGGCAUCUACUAUCUGAUGGAGGAACCAAAGGUUGUUAGCGAUGAGAUUUUAUUGCAACGACUUGGUCAAUGUUGGUCGGGUCACGUGAGUUUUUCGACUCAAGAUCAUGUGCCACCUCGAUGUUUUCAAAUUCGUCACUUUGCCGGAGCCUUAGAUUACAAUAUAGACGGUUUUAUAGAGAAAAAUACUGAUAGAAUACCAAAACACUUAAGCUCUAGUCUUUUCCAAAGCAAAUUGUCAAUAGUACAAAAUUUAUUUCCGGAAGGAAAUCCGAAACGAGCUUCUAAAAAACCAACAAACUCUAGUUCAAUUCUUCGUUCGUCACUUCAGAAUCUCUUGUCGAAAAUAGAACAACGUAAAUGUCAUUAUGUAUUCUGUAUAAAGUCAAACGAUAAACGAUUGCCGAAAAUGUUUGAGGUACCAAUUAUACAACAUCAAGUGCGAUUUAUGAGCUUGAUGCCAGUUGUUGCUCUUUGGAGGAAUGGAUUUUAUUUUAAUUUCAAUCAUAUGAAGUUCUUGAAUCGCUAUAAAAUUCUGAGUCCAUUCACAUGGCCUCAUUUUCAUUCGAACUCAGUCGUAGAAUCAAUUGCUCAAAUUAUACGAAGUGUCCCUUUGCCAGCUGCUGAAUUUGCCAUAGGAUUAACCAAAGUCUUUAUCCGUAGCCCAAGAACUUUGUACGAAUUGAAUGAAUUUCGUAAUCAUCGACUUAAUUCUUUAGCAACAAUAAUCCAAAAAGCUUUUAGACGCUAUUCACAGCGCAAUCAUUUCCUUAAAAUGAGACGAAGUCAAAUUAUUAUAUCAAGUGCAUGGAGAACAUGGAGAGAGUGUUGGGCUAUUCCUGUUUCAGAAAGGAGGCAUUUAUGGGGUUUAUAUAGAGUGGCUAGAGAAGAAUAUCGCUUUAUAAAGUAUCGAAAGCAAAUAGAGUGGGCUGUCAGCGUGAUACAGAAAAACUACAUUUUAUGGAAGAAACGACAUUUUCUAAUCACCCUUCCAAUGAGAUUACAGGCAAAUAGCCUCAGUCCAAUGUCACCAGAAUGGCCAUCGUCGCCUAAAUUUCUAGUGGAAGCAUCACAGUUGCUGAAGACAAUAUUUCAUAGAUGGAGGUGCAACAGAUAUCGAAAGAUGUUUGAUCAAACGGCUCGGAAUCGGAUGCGAGAGAAAGUAACGGCAAGCAUAUUAUUUAAGGAACGAAAAGCUUCUUAUGUGAAGAGUGUUUCACAUCCAUUUCUUGGUGAUUAUGUUCGACUUAGACAAAACGUGCAGUGGAAGAAGAUUUGUAUUGAAAAUAAUGAUCAAUAUGUAGUAUUUGCUGAUAUAAUCAACAAAAUAGCUCGUUCUAGUGGAAAAUUCGUUCCAAUCUUGUUGGUAUUGUCGACUUCUUCAAUGUUAUUAUUGGAUCAACGAACUCUCCAAAUAAAAUAUCGAGUUCCGGCCUCAGAAAUUUACAGGAUGUCGCUCAGUCCUUAUUUGGACGAUAUUGCUGUCUUUCACGUCAAAGCUGAGGAAUUUUCGUCAAAUAUCUCAACAACUUCAGACACCAAUGGUGGUUGUCUGUUUCAGUCAGAACUAGGCAGGAAGAAGGGGGACUUUAUUUUUCAAACAGGUCACGUCAUUGAAAUUGUGACAAAAAUGUUUCUCGUAAUUCAAAAUGCAACAAAUAAACCUCCAGAAAUCCAAAUUAAUCCCGAAUUUGAAGCAAAUUUCGGACAACAAACGGUAAUAAUGAGCUUUAAGCAACAAUUGAUGACAGAUUUAAAUAAUCAACAGCUAACGAGAGUAUCGAGAAAAGGGAAUCGGAUGGAAAUAACUGUUUAACGUUAACAGUUAAUGUUUAAGCAGAUGCUGAACAUUAAGAAAUAUUAAAUUUCACGAAACAUAGCAAAACAAAAUAUAGCAAUAAUGAGAAAAAUUCAAAAUUAGAGGGAAAUUAAUUAAAUAAUUUUUAAUGAAAAAACAAGUGUCGUUUAGAUGGAAACAAAAAUUUCCUGUAGCUAUUGUUGUUACUUUAUAAUACUAAAGUGCUCUUUUGAGAAAAAAAAAAUGAUAAAAUGAAUCAAAUUAUAUGAAAAAAGGAUAUUUACAAGCAACAAUGAAGUAAUUAAUACGAAAGAUGAAUAAUAUUUCUAUAAGAUGAACGAUUAAUACUGUUUAAGUUUCAAUUUUAAACUUGAAUCAAUUUUCAAUAAUGCUAUAGUUAAACAUAUUUUGAGGACAUUGAAUUUUAACAAAUAAAGACUUUUUAAAAUUAGAAAUUAUAACGGUUGCGAAGAAUUCAAAUUUUAUGCAAAAAUUCAAAUUUCAAAAAGCCGUUAUUUGUGAAAAUCCAAAGGAAGUGUCCCUCAAAUCACUCAUUUAAGUUACACACACCCAACAUAUCAUCAAACAAAGCACUCACUACUCAUCAACGGAUCAUUUCAGUAGCGUUUUAAGAUGAAACUACCUAUAACGUUUUAAAAGUAAAUACUACGUUUAAUUGAGAUAGUUUAUAUGAGAUAAUUUAUUUCUAAUGUUUAACUUAAAGUAAUUUUAAUGAACUUCUAUAAUCAGAUGAAAAAAUUGGACCUUAGAAAAAUAAAUAAAUCAAUAGAUAUGAAACAUAUCUUUAAUAGAAAGUGAUUCAAACAGAAAUUCAUGUAAUUUUAAAUUUAAAAAAUAUGUUUAAGUCCAAAUAAGUUUUAUGACUUGUUAGUUUCUGUCGCUAUAGAUUUUAGACUUAUUUUAAUAAUCAUUCUAUUUAUGACGUAAAAACUUAUGUAUUAUUAAAGACUUUAAUUUAACUAAUUUUUAGAUACAACAUGACAUAGUUACAUUAACUCACUGCCGAUUGAAACGUUUUAAGGAUGAAUAAAAAUAGUAAUAAUUUUAGAAAAUUACCGAAUAAAGAAAUCUCUAGACUAUAAUUGACUGAGACGUUUCCAAAACCGCUUCACUAUGGGCCAGAAAUCGAAAACUUUUCCGAAAAUUAUUUUUUUGGUUUAAAUGAUAGUUCUUUCAUUCCCAUUUAAGAAAAUACUUACAAAAGUGGCCAAUUCAGCCUAAGUUCCGAGUUAUGGCUUUUCAAAUUUUUGAUUAAGAGCAUUUUCUCGCCCCACAAAAAUUGUCACUCCUUUUCAUUAGAUUGAUGAAACUCUUUCAAUUUUUUUUUAAUUGGUAGCUUAAAACAAGAGCUUUAUUUUAACAUAGUAAACAUUUAAGUAUGCAUCUUUUAACUUUAUGAAUUUUAAGGUUUUUUCAAAAAAUCACGUGUUCAGUAUGAUUACGUUCGUCUAGGACUUCACUCUUAAAAUAAAUGAUGCUGAAUCUUUUUUUAUAUUGUAGAUAUAAACAAGAUCUAUAACUUUUAUUAAGAUACUAUAAAGUUUUAGUAGAGUUUUGCUGAUGAAAUUAAGUCUUUUCUUCAAAAAAACUGCAAUUUUUUGACAUAAAUUCCCAUAACUUUUCAGGAUAGCCCAAAGGAGUGGAAUUUUUUUACAUGCUUUGAAAGCUUUUUGGAUAUACUAUCAGAAUAUACAAUCAGCUUGAGUUCGGUUACUGAGACAAUCUCGAGCAAUUUGACUUUGAAGUGUGACCAAAAAUACAUUUCAAAACAUAAAAAUUGAAAAUAAAUUUUGUACGUUUUUCAAAAUUUUAGUUUUUUGCUUUAGAUCAA
Molecule: messenger RNA, 5851 nt
Organism: Chironomus riparius
Lineage: Eukaryota; Metazoa; Arthropoda; Insecta; Diptera; Chironomidae
Source: the annotation of a GenBank genome assembly